Messenger RNA from Alosa sapidissima (American shad), 1334 nucleotides. RefSeq names its product tumor necrosis factor receptor superfamily member 14-like. Gene Ontology annotation, molecular function: protein binding; transmembrane signaling receptor activity. The coding region runs from base 409 to 1065 and encodes 218 amino acids. The transcript is spliced from 5 exons. The record is from RefSeq and is a predicted model, not a curated record. Gene Ontology annotation, biological process: defense response to Gram-negative bacterium; defense response to Gram-positive bacterium; apoptotic process. Gene Ontology annotation, cellular component: membrane; external side of plasma membrane. Lineage: Eukaryota; Metazoa; Chordata; Actinopteri; Clupeiformes; Clupeidae.
UCUCCACUAUGCAGCAGAUCUAAUCUGAACGUUAUGCUACUGUACUCCAUUUAAUUGGGAUGCACCUGGAGCGAGAGUGACUAGGCUGAAGUUGGCCCCAGAUUCAAAAUGCGGUGGAGUUAAGUUUCUAUUCCACCUUAAAUAUUGCAAUUUUCUACCGCCAGGGGGCAGUGUUAACCGUAUUUCUCAUGACUGUAUAAAAAAAACCUGUUUGGAACACACAAAAAAUACAUUAGAAAUGAGGUACAGUGCAAAUUGUCAGGUAAAAUGUAAAUUGACUUCUCUAUUCUGGGCAAACUCAAAUUUGUUCUCUGAAAUGUUCUACUUCUACCAGAAGCAUCAGCUAAACAGAAGGACAUGGAGUUUUGGAUAGCAUCCUUCAGUCACAGACCAAAUAGAAGCUGACAAAUGAAGGGGUUGCAGUUUAUUUUUAUUUUGUUGAUGACUGUCAACCUCUGUGACCUUGUCUUCUCCGCCUGUGGUCAAGCUGAGUACUUCAUAGGAGAAGAGUGCUGUCCUAUGUGUGGCCCUGGGUACUAUGUACACAUACACUGCGCUGAAUAUAGAAGCACGACAUGUGUGCCAUGUCCCCAGUCUACUUUCACUGAUGAACCAAAUGGACUUGCUUCCUGCAGAUCAUGCAGCGUUUGUGACCAAACUGCAGGUCUAAGAGUGAAGAGGGCGUGCAGCUCCACCUCAGACACACUCUGUGAGCCUCUGGAAGGUCACUACUGCACUGACCCAAUCAAAGAUGGCUGCAGAGGAGCUGUGGAACACACAAAGUGCUCACCAGGACAGUACAUCAAACAGCCAGGCAAUGCAUCUUCAGAUGCUGUGUGUAGUGACUGUGUAGGUGCCACAUACUCAAAUGGAUCCUUCACAUCCUGCAGACCACACACAAGGUGUGAAUCUCUGGGACAUGUCUUGAAGAAGCCAGGAACACACACAGCUGAUGCUGAAUGUGAAAUCCGACGUCAUCACAUGGUGUUACUGGCAAACCUGAUCUUCGCUUGUAUCCUUUUUGUUGUGCUAACCAUUGUCAUGGCAGAGAAAACAAGAAACUGAAACUGUUACAUUUGUAUUCUCUAGCGCUAGCGUGGCGGUCACAUAGGACUUGAGUUUUUUUUCUUCCAGAUUUUUUAGGGGUCCAAACAGCGAAGCUGCGGGAACCCUAUUGGUUUUGUUCUGAUUAUUAACCCUUCUUCUUAUUUUUCCGCAGCAAAACCAUAUAUGCAUCCAUAUAUGCAGCUAUAUGGAUAUCCAGCGUUUCUUAAACUAUGGGCCGUGGACUUUCCCCCUAAGAUGGCAGCAAAGAUGGCAACAUUUCCAGAAAG